AUGAACCAGGCACAGGCCGGGAACCGGUACUACAGGCCCGGGAACCAGGGACCAACCGCCCCGGUGAACCGGGUACUACAGGCCGGGAACCAGGCGACCAGGGGACCGCCGCCCGGGAACCAGCUACUACAGGCCCGGGGCCAGGCGAACCAGGCGACCGCCGGCCGGGAACCAGGCUACUACAGGCCAGGGAACCAGGCGAACCAGGGACCGCCCCCCGGUGAACCAGGCUACUACAGGCCAAAAGGCGAACCAGGGGACCGCCGCCCCGGCCCGGGAACCAAGGACCGCCGCCCCGGUGAACCAGGCUACCAGCCCGGAGAACCGGGCCGGGACCGCCGCCCCGGUGAACCAGGCUACUACCAGCCCGGAGAACCAGGCGAACCAGGGGACCGCCGCCCGGUGAACCAGGCUACUACAGGCCAGGGAACCAGGCCAGGGAACCAGGGACCGCCGCCCGGUGAACCAGGCUACUACAGGCCAGGUGAACCAGGCGAGCCAGGGAACCGCCCCCCGGUGAACCAGGCUACUACCGGCCCGGAGAAUCAAGCGAACCAGGGGACCGCCGCCCCGGUGAACCAGGCGAGGGAGGUGAGCGGCCUGCAGGGGAGCUGGGGCACCACAGACCAGAUCGAGGAGGAGAGGCGCAGGUGGAGGAGGGCGGCGCGAGGACACUGCCCACGCCCACCACCGCUGGACACCACACUGCCGCCAGAGACCUCCACGCCCCACACCAACACACAUCUGAGCUCUCCCUCGAGGACACCCACGCCCAGGACCUUCAAACUCACGCCCACAGGAGUACGUGGCCUACGAGACCACUGGGAAGACCGCAAGUCUCAGAGGCACCAGACCACCUCCACUGCACACGAGGACACACGAGACCCGAAGAAUACGAGACAGUUGCCCAGAGGAAGCACGAGACCAGUUCGAAGGAUUACAGCACUCGUAGACAGCUGGAGGACACUUCUACCCACACGAGAUCAGCUCCAGUGCUUACGAGGACACACGAGACCGAAGGAGUACGAGAUACGUGCCCAGAGGAAGCACGAGACCAGCUCCAAGGACUACAAUACUCGUAAACAGCUGGAGGACACUUCUACCACACAAACCACCUCCAGUGCUUACGAACACACGAGACCGCAAGGAGUACGAGAUACGUGCCCAGAGGAAGCAGGAGGCCAGUUCGAAGGAUUACAACACUCGUAG
Molecule: messenger RNA, 1209 nt
Organism: Portunus trituberculatus (swimming crab)
Lineage: Eukaryota; Metazoa; Arthropoda; Malacostraca; Decapoda; Portunidae
Product: collagen alpha-1(X) chain-like
Exons: 4
Coding region: 1-1209 (402 amino acids)
Source: RefSeq, a predicted model, not a curated record